CAGGGAGAUAAGUGACUUACUGAAGGCAAUCUAAAAGGCUUCAUAUUUCACUAAAAAUUGAACCCAGUCCAUCUGAGUCCAUCUUAAUUAUCUAUAUACUGGCAACACUAGGUAAGCUUCUCUGCCGCACGCCAAACAGGCCCCCAGUCCAGUUUCAAUUUUUAAAAGGCUGGGCCUUGUGUGCGAUCCAGUAGGGGUAACUUGCUGCAAUAGCCCAACUUGCUGAAGAGGGAUGUUUUCUCUGUCCAACCAAUUCAGGCAUAGUGUGGCAUAGAUACUGAACCACCACACUUGCACAAUAAAUGAAAGGUUGCAUACCGGUAGUUUAGCAAACACCCAGCAUUAUCGGUCUCACAUCAUGCCACCAUAUUGUAUCUUUGUACCUAACUUAUUUUCAAAUAUAUACCAGAACAAGAGAUUUCAAAGUUCCAAUAUAAUAAUGUUUCUUGAAGAAAUACAACAAGGAUCGGGUCCAAAAGAAGAUGAACAAUGUAUAUAUCUGAAGCUUAGCGGCACUUUUUGGUAUUAUCAAGGAAUAUGGUAUGGUCAGACACAAUGUGAGGAAAGGAAAAUGGGGAAUCUUCUGAUCUUCAUCUCAAUCUCCAUGAAGCUGGUCUUGUUGGAAGCCUCUUGGAACCUUACUUAUGACCUCACCAAAGGAGAGAACAAACUGCCGUCUUGAUGUCAUGACUGAAUCCUUCUACUAUUCAUAGGUCUGUGGUUUGACAGAAGGUAAGCUAUGAAAAGGGGAAAGCUGAAUAUAUUUAUGAGUCCCUUGAAAAUCUCUCACACACUCCUCUUACACCUACACCCACACUUCAUUGGCAUAUGUUUGAGAUACAAAAUUAGGAAUAGUCUAAAGAAAGAAAAAGGAAGCAAUAUAACCAGAAUUUCCUGAGUUCAGAAAAUGACUUUAUCCUCUCCAUUCUCCAAUGAUUCUAGCUUAUUUUGAAAUGUGUGGGCUUUUGCUCUGUGAAAUCUUUAUAGGAUGCCCUGAAGUUGCCUUCAAAGAAACAUUUCUUGGAGAACAGUCUUUGGCUUGAAAGAGAAGAACCCACUUGGGAGUUGGUGUGGAUGAAAAAUCUUCAAACACUAGUAGAUCAAAGAUAGACCUUACAAAAAUGUGACUUUCUGUUCGAGCGUUGGUGUAUUUCAGUUACUGUUACAUCUGGAAAGGAAUCGCAUCCAGUGUAGCUGCUAGGAAUUGUUAGAAAAGGAAGAGAAGACAAUGGAGGUGCUUUUAUCACUCUCAUGCAUAAAUGCAAGCAGUGUGGUCUUUUGUUUUUAUCCUUCCAGAACACAUGCCAAAGGUCGCAGGUUCAAUCCACAGCAUCUCAAAGCAGGGCUGGGAAAUAAACUUGUUGGAAACCCAGAGGAGAAGCUGCUAAUCUAGGCAUAGGCAAACUCCGGCCCUCCAGAUGUUUGAGACUACAAUUCCCAUCAUCCCUGACCACUGGUCCUGUUAGCUAGGGAUGAUGGGAAUUGUAGUUCCAAAACAUCUGGAGGGCCAGAGUGUGGCUAUGCCAGCGCUAAUCAGUGCAGGUAAUCCUGAGCUAGAUCAAUCAAUUAUCUGACUCGAUAUAAGGCAGUUUCCUAUAUUCCAUAUCAUACAGCCUCACACAGACACAACCAAGAAACAAUUCAAACAAAGCACAUUUAAGCAUCAUUGAUUUCAGUGAGACCAUUGAGCACAUGCUUAAAUCUCUACCAUUCAAAUCAAUGGGAGUGGGGGUUUUCUUUUUCUUUUUUGGAAAAAAAAUUGACUGUAACAGACUCAGUAGUGAGCUGCAGGGAGCUCCUGACCUCCUGUUGCCUGUGUUGCUACUGCUUACUGGGAGGGCAGGAGCAGCACAGUGUGGUGGAAAUGUCUACCACUGCUGAUCAUACCUACAUUGCCAAGGCCGGUCCACUCAAGAGGCAAGGUGAGGCAACUAUCUCAGGUGGCAGGAGCUACAGGAGAGGCAGAUGUAGAUCUUUAUUCUCCCCUUCUUCCUGAUGUAGAUAUUCACCUAUUCUUCCCCAGUAAGGAGGGAGGCAUCUUCUGUGGUCUGCCUCAGGUGCCAAAAUGUCUUGGGCCGGCCCCGCCUACUGCAUACACAUUUAUGUGCUUCCUCUCGGCUUUAGGAUAUGUACACCCAGCAGUUCCAGAAUAUGGUAGUGUAACAUAUGAACCCUUCUGAAUCAGACCAAUGGCCCAUCUGGUCCAGGGUCUUGUUCUCACAGUGGCCAACCAGAUGUCUGUGAGAGGACAGCAACAAAGACACAGUUGCACUGUCCCCAUGCAUUGGGCUUUCAGAGGCAUGCAGUCAGUAGUGGAGCUUUCCGGCACCGUGGGGCGGAGAGCAGGCGGGGGCAGGGCUGGAGGUAGAACAUAGCCACUGAUCGCUGCGUCCUCCUGUUUGCUUAACUGAGCAGACAUAGGAAAGGCUAUGAAAAGCUAUGCAUGGGCCUUCUAUUCCCUAUAAUGACAUAAUGUGGCAUCUAUAUUUAUUCCUUAUAUUUUUACCCCACUGAAGCACAGUAACACAAACAUCCUGUCUCCAUCACUUCCCACUCUGUGGAGUCAAAACACAUACCAUCAUGUGAUAGACAAAAAUCCCAUGACUGCAAUCAUGGAGCAGGAAUUUUAACAUCUUCCUACCAUAGGAACCCAGAGUGGCAUACACAUAGAAUCUGAAUUGUAGAGUUGGAAGGGGCCCAAAGGACCAUCUAGCCCAGCAAUCCAGUUUAAACAUUUUAAACAGCUGUACAAAAAUACUAUCAGGAUAGCAGUAUAACUAUACAGAACAGCAGGAGGGAAAUAACAGUCCCAGUCCCCUUUCCCCAAAGGCCUGUAUGCACAAACAAGUGCAUUUUUAACUUGUUUGGGAGAAUGAUGCCAAAUGGGACCAUAUUAUGCAAAGAGUGGGUGGAAGAUGGAAUGUGUUACAUCCUGUUGGGACGGAGCUGAGUCAUGUGUGCAUCUCCCAGAGUAAGAAAAGGGAAGAGCAGCAACAACAAAAAUGGGAACGUGGAAUGAAUUCAAUGUUUACAAAGGUUACAAAACCAAGGCUUCUGUUUUACACACUAACUUGGCUGAAGGGUGAUGAGUCUGAUCAAGACAAAUGAGAAAACAGUGUCAGCUCUGGGGAAAUUAAAGGAGUGAAAUGUUUUUAUCUUUUUAUACAGCAUAUGAACGAUGACAAAUCAGCUGAACAGGCAGCUAGAUUAAUACAAAUAGGAGAAACUUUUUUAAAUAUUGCAGAGAGCUUAGUUGCAAGCCUUUGUGAGAAGGUUCAAUGAAGCCCCAUAAUGUUAUGGGGUUCAGAAUACAGACAUAUCCAUUAUUUGCCAUUAGAUGGGUUGAAGGUACAAAGCAAAAAGAGCUGUUUGAGUUGGUGAGCUCAGGGUUCCAGUAGAAUAGGGAUUUGGCCAUGAUUUUGACUGGUUGCAUUUGGACCAAUGACUCAGGGCGCUUCCAGAUGACCUUUUUAUGGAGUUUUUGCCCUGUUAUGCCUACACAAAGUUUGCAGGAAGUUGUACAAUGUUGACUGUUAUUGAUAAUUUAUUCUGAUUUGUUUUCUGAGAGGUUACACAAUGUUGCACCAAGUUAUUGAUAUCCCACACUUUUGGAAAGUCGCUUUGAGCUGCCUGUGACAAGAAAAAGCAAUGGAUGUAUUUAGUAAAUAAUCAUAAAAAUAGUCAUCCCUGAUUUUCCAGUUGUGCUGGUAAGGGCAGCAUCACAAAAUCCUCGGAAAAGCACCAGGGACUAAAACCCUUUUCUGCAUUGCUUAUGGGCAAAGGUGUACUGAAACCCUCCUGGAAUCCCCUUAGGGCUGCAACACUUCUAUUAUUGCAAACCAGAGGAACUAGAAGGUCCUUGUCAUGCCAGACUGUCCUUCAGUCUUUCCUUUUGUGAAUUGAGGACCCGCCACCCGCUAAGUGAUAAAUAAAACACAAGGACCCAAGUAUUUUAGGUUAAUGGUUACAGCAUGUGAGUGGUAUUGGCUUAGGCAUCAAACAAUCUAUACAUGAUUCCACCCCGCUCAGCAGGGAGUCAUUCAAGGGUUAACAACCAGUGGGAGGAGCUUGUUGAUGCAAGUACAACAGGAAGCUUCCCCUGGCAUCACCGGGGGUCAUGUAAUGGCCUUAGCCACCAGCAGGGCAUUGGACAGGAUCCACGACUGCCGGAUCCCUUUAACGGAAUACCCAACGAGGGGAGGGGUAGGUGAUGGCUACAACCUGCCUUCUGACAUACCACACAUAUUCCAAUGCCUAACCGCCAAUCAGUGGCAUAGCGUGGGGGGUGCAGGGGGGCUGGCCGCACCGGGCGCAACAUCUGGGGGGGGGGCGCUCGCACUCGCAGCUCUCUGCCCCUACCUGGCUCACUCUCUCUCUCUCACUGCAGUGCUGGCUGUGCGGAUCCGAUCCGAGCCGCUGGGUCGCCGCCCACUGUGGAGGGGGUGGGUGCCAGGCGUGCGGUGCGGAGAGAGAGCGAGGGACUAUCUGGGGGAGGGACAGUGCAGCGGCCGCCCAGCGCAGCGCUGAGCGCGGGAGAGAACCACACCAGACCAGACCAGGCAGCAGCAAGAAGACGCUGGCAGCGGCGGCAGGUUAGGGGUUAGGGGGCGCAAAUUACUUGCCUUGCCCCGGGUUAGGGGGCGCAAAUUACUUGCCUUGCCCUGGGUGCUGACAACCCACGCUACGCCGCUGCCGCCAAUACUUGAAAAGUUGUGACGAUUUGCUAUGAGGUAGGCAAAAACCAAGAGGCUGGUACCAAUUUGCCAAAUGGAUAAAAUUCCUACCAGGCCCCCUGGGCAACCAAGGCAACCAACCAAACUCCAUAGCAAGGUCAAAAGCAUAGAUGUGACCUAAAGGGAGGGUGGGCGGGUGAUCCGUCGAAUUCAGGAAGCGGCAUGAGGGGCACGGCGCUGCUAUGGCCGCUUAAACGCAGCUAAACCCCGCCCACAAGCCAGCUCUAUUGGCUGGCUGAAGGGCACGGUGCGGCAGCCAGAAUAUCUGAUGCAGGGGGGCAAAUAUGCCCCCCUGCCAACGCUGGAACCGGCUCCCGCUCACAACUCCUUCCCUUUGUUAGAAGAAGAGGCUUUUUGCUGCCAACCUCUUACCCAUUGCAUGGACUUGCAGUUAGCUAGUUUCAUAGUAAAGGUGUCUCAGUGGGUGUAUCCUGACUGUGAUUUUAUGGAUAUUAGCGUCUGGUUUUGGUGUCUAAAUUCAUGGAGCACACACGUGAUGACUUUUUUGUUUAUUUCCAUCUUAAAGCUACACACGAUGAAGGAAGAGGACAACUCAGAGGCUAAAGUAACCCAGGAUGAAAGGAAUUAUAAGCACAAAGCACGCUGCCGAUUCAUGAGGAAACAGAAAAAUGGGAUUUCACCCUGGAAGAACACUGGGAAGUUAAAGAAAAGGUUGCAGUCAAAGGAGGUAUGGCCUCCUCUAAUUCUGUGAAAAAAGUGCAGGCACCCUCCAGGACCUAGCCCUUCAAUGUCAGGGAGCCGACAAGGAGAGUACGUCAUUCACAGAUGAGAGAAAAAGAGUGAAACACUUGGCUAACUUACAGUUAGUUUCUUUAUGAAGGAAAGCAGAACAAAGAACACAGAGAGACUUCUAAAGGUUGCCCCUGUCUUAGUGACACUGUUGUCCAGACUGGCUUGUGGCUCCCCUUUCACUCCCUAGCCCUCUAUGUCAGGCCCCUCCCUCUCCAUAGCAACCUCCAAGGGACCCUCUCUAUGCCUCCCUGGCUCUCUGCUCAGCAGCAUGCAAAAGAUGCCUCACUGGGUUUAAGGCAGGUUUCUCACCCAGCUCUACCUAGAAAUGCCAGGAAUUGGACCUGGGACCUUUAGCAUGCAAAGGAGAUGCUCUGCACUGAGCAAUAGCGCUCUCCCCAUCUCACAAUGUUCAGAGAUGUAAUAUUGGUUUCAGCAUAGGAUGAACUGCAGCAGAGUGGAAACAGUGUUGCAUGAGACGGUUACUGGGAGGAAUGGAAAACAAUGCAUUCUUACAUCUCUGCUUACAAGUGGUGUGAUCAUUGUUAUUAGAUAAUAGAUCAUUGAUGUAUGAAAUUAUGAUUGUGGACCUUUCAGUACGUUAACCUUUGUCAUUUUCUUUCUAGAAAAGCCAAGAAAGUUUGAAAGAAACAAAGGAAAGAGCACCAACUCUCUCCUGUCAAGAAACCUCCAAGUCAAUUGAGAAUAGUGCUGAGGAUUUCAACACCGAGUGGACCAUUUUUAAUGAUUUGUUCUUCUCAAGUGAUGUGGCGCCCUGUAAUGAGUUCAUACCUUAUUACAGGACAUACUCAAACCUUGUGGAAAUCCCUCUGCAGGUAAAUAUAGAACUGAGCCAUGAGAACUCAGAAGGAGAAGAAGUUCAAAGCGAUGGCUGUGUCUUUAAUCCUAAGUAUGAAGAUGAGCCUCUAAAGGACGUGAGUCUCACCACGGGAUAUUUUCCAUAUUAUAGAACAUAUGAGGAAUACUUUGGCAGCUCAGAUCUUCCCAGUGAAAUACACAGUGGAGCAGAGAGCGAAGGGAGUGUGGCAAACAAUGCAGAGGAAAUCAAGAGUGAAAUUAGCUGUGAAACUGAGGAAGUAUCUGAAGGUCCUGUAAGUACAAGAAAGGCCAAAUCUUACGUUGAACCCAGUAUCAUACAAUAAUUCCCUUUAUAUCUUACAAUAAUUCCCUUUAUAUCUUACUUUUAAAAGACACCUGAAGGCAGCCCUGUUUAGGGAAGUUUUUAAUGUUUAAUGCUGUACUGUGUUUUUCAUAUUCGAUUGGGUGCCGCCCAGAGUGGCUGGAGAAACCCAGCCAGAUGGGCGGGGUAUAAAUGAUAAAUUAUUAUUAUUAAUAUUAGCUUUAUGGAUGGCAGAACAUCAUUUCUGUUGCUGCUCACCUAUGAGAUUUAGGGCCUAACUAAAUGUUAUAUAUAAAUAUGUGUAUUAAAACACCUGUAGUCUUUUUUAAAGAGAGAAAAGCCAAUAUGCAAGUGGGCAAUUUAGAGGUGUGAGGUUGUCUAACGACACCCUGGGAACUCUAUACUCUUAUCUAUUAUUUUGGAAGAAUUAUUGCUUCUUUUGUCAAAUUCAUUAUUUGUUACAAUAUUUUAAUGCCCAUUAGAGAUACAUAAAUAAUAAUGACAGAGAGGUUCCAACACUCACACUUCACAGAUCUGAGGCCCAUAGAUUUCUGAAAGAGCAUCCCAAGUAGUCCACAGUUAUUAAGGACUGGUCCUUAGUUCACAUAAUCCAUGAAUUUUGACCACACACCCCUUUAUGUUUUCAGGAUAUUCAGGAAAACUGUGAAACAUCAGAGGAUACCAGCCAAUGUUCUGAGAGUCUUCAGUUCACUGAAAACCAAGUAUUAACUGACUCCAUUGUUGAGUCCUGCGAUUCUGACCUCUCUCUCUUCGAUGAAAUUUUAAACCUGAAGCAAUCACCUUCUGACAGUGGUUAUUUUCCAUAUUAUAGAACGUAUGGGAAAUUGCUUCUCGGCCCAGAAGCCUCAAGUAAUGCACUCUGUAGCAGCAGAGAUGCACUGGAAAUGUUUGGUAUGGAAAGUGAAGGAACUUUACCGGAAACUAGGGACAAUGACAAUGGCUGUUCGGUGUGCUGAGUCCACUGGGAUUGAAACCACAGGCAUGGUUUUAAGGACUCUUACCAUUGCACGGCCUAGUAAUAAUUUAUAUUGAAACAUUUUAAUAAGAAACUGUUAUUCAUAUUAAGUUGAGCCAUUGAAAAAAUGGGUGAAAUGUACAGCUAGCUUUUGCUUGAACCUGGAGAAAUUGACCAUUUCUGGAAAAAGAUAAAGGAGAUGAAAAAGUUAUCGUUUUUUUAAAAAAACUGCCAACCCUAUAGAUGAUCAGUCAGACUCUCAAAUUGUUGAAGGAAAGAAGAAUUUUGUCAUGAUCAAGGCAAGUUCCCAAAAUACGCCCCCAUACCACUGUUUAAAAUAAGAAGUUGAUAAUAGGUGGUUUGAGAUUUAGCUUCUCUCUCUACCACAAAAACUCAAGCUGAGAAAAUCUGAGAAGAGAAGUCUUUCUGCAACCAAAUAGUUCAGCUGCAAAAAGUAUAGAAUUUGCAUAUUGAGGCAUGGAGGAUAAUAUACUGCAGAUGAAAAACUAGUGUACUUAAUCUAAUGAGCAAUCAUCUCUGGUUGCUGCCACUGACAAUGCCCUCUACAAGCACUCCUGUUACAGAAGGAAGACAGGGACAACCAGACCAAUUCUCCAUCCUGGCCAAUAGCAUAACAAAGAUUCGGUAUGUAACAGAGGUGUUGUAAUUGCUCACUAAACAGCAACUUCCAGUCUGUAGGAAUGAAAGAUGCAUUAUUCAUUGCCAUCUUUACCAGCUGAUUCUUUGUCAGAGUUUAGAAAAAUGUGGGAGAAGAAAGGAGAGGCAUGGAGACUUUGAAGAGGAUGUAGAAGUCUUCAAAUUACUAGUAUGACUGCUGAUAAGACAUCUUUCAAGCAAUACUAUAUUUCUCCAUGAUAAAAAACAACAAAAAACAGUUCCUGUAUUUUGUUAUGUUUGAUAUGAGCUAUGGAUAGGGAGGGACUAUUUUGUAUAAAAACUUAAUAAAUACAACUAUUUAUUAAUGUA
This is a messenger RNA of Podarcis lilfordi (Lilford's wall lizard), 8587 nucleotides long. The record is from the annotation of a GenBank genome assembly. Lineage: Eukaryota; Metazoa; Chordata; Lepidosauria; Squamata; Lacertidae.